Notothenia coriiceps (black rockcod) is the source of this 1217-nucleotide messenger RNA. Its product is annotated as synaptic vesicle glycoprotein 2B-like. Gene Ontology annotation, molecular function: transmembrane transporter activity. NCBI's taxonomy places the organism in Eukaryota, Metazoa, Chordata, Actinopteri, Perciformes, Nototheniidae. The transcript is spliced from 6 exons. Gene Ontology annotation, cellular component: neuron projection; synaptic vesicle membrane. The annotation marks the transcript as partial. Gene Ontology annotation, biological process: transmembrane transport. The record is from RefSeq and is a predicted model, not a curated record.
UCAACCUGAGUUUCUUUCUUUUCAGGAGUGAAAACUGAAGAUAAUAUCUGACAGGACUCUGGAAUAACUCACAGCAGCAUCACAACUAACACCAGGGACAGAGACAUCACACAUUAUUACAGAGAUACAUAAAAGGAGAGCACCUUCAUGUUUAGAAGAUCUACUUUAAUCUAGCAAUCUUGGCUGUAAAAAGCACACGGUCACUGUAACUAAUGACUUUUACUGUAGUUAUUCUGCAUCAUAUUCAUAUAUAGGCUAAUAACCUCAUCAUGCUGAACUAAAGGGUCAAACUGCAAGUUUAUCUCACCAGUUAUUAACUACCAGCAGACUAUACAUAACUAGCAAGCCAAACAGUGACCUUGUACUUGCAGUAAAGUUAGCCAUUAGUAUAGUGAGUUUAGUAAACCAAGAUGGCUGACCCAUACCAAAACAACGUAUACCACCAAGGAGGAGGUGACAGCUAUGGGAGUUACGGAGAAGGUGGAGGCCAUGAUGGAUAUGGUUACCAGGCAGACUACCCUACCCAGGAAGAGGAUGCAGCGAGCGAUGCGACAGAAGGACAUGAUGAAGAGGAUCAGAUGUACGAAGGAGAAUAUCAAGGGAUACCCCACCCUGACGAGGUGAAGGCUGCACAGAGAGCAGCACGGCGAGACACCCCAGGUCUGACCGUCUUCCUGAGCAUGAUGGUGGGAGCGUUCCUGUGGGGGGGUCUGGCAGACAAAGUGGGCCGGCGGCGCUGUCUGAUCGUGGCGUUAGCUAUAAACUGUGUCUUUGCCUUCCUGUCUGCCUUCGCCCAGGGAUAUGGCUUCUUCCUCUUUUUCAGGGUGCUGUCUGGUGUUGGUAUUGGUGGCACAGUGCCCAUCGUGUACUCGUACUUCUCCGAGUUCCUCCAGAUGGAUAAGAGAGGCGAGCAUCUGUCCUGGUUGUGUAUGUUCUGGAUGAUCGGUGGCAUCUACGCUUCCUUCACCGCCUGGGGAAUCAUCCCCAGAUAUGGCUGGGGGUUCAGUAUGGGCACAGAGUUCCAGUUCCACAGCUGGAGGGUGUUUGUCCUGGUUGCAGCUCUUCCUGCUAUCUCCUCCCUGGUCGGUCUCACCUUCAUGCCUGAGAGCCCCCGCUUCCUGCUGGAGACAGCCGAGCACGAUGAGGCUUGGAUGAUCCUGAAGCAGGUCCAUGACACCAACUGGAGGGCCAAGGGACAGCCAGAAAAAGUAUUUACU